Nelumbo nucifera (sacred lotus) is the source of this 1787-nucleotide messenger RNA. RefSeq names its product wax ester synthase/diacylglycerol acyltransferase 4-like. The record is from RefSeq and is a predicted model, not a curated record. Gene Ontology annotation, cellular component: plasma membrane. Gene Ontology annotation, biological process: triglyceride biosynthetic process. Gene Ontology annotation, molecular function: diacylglycerol O-acyltransferase activity. NCBI's taxonomy places the organism in Eukaryota, Viridiplantae, Streptophyta, Magnoliopsida, Proteales, Nelumbonaceae.
GUUUAACCGACCUCUGUCAUUACAGGUGAGAGAUCAUAAAUCAGCGGGUUGUGGCAGUGCAGAGUAAAUGUGAAGCAACUACAAUCUGUUCAAACACUUAAUUCUAUUUCACCUGUUUUCUGUUUAAAUAGCUUGAUCAUCACUGGCAGUUCUGCCCCCCAAAACAACUGAAACAAAGGCGGAGAAUUUGAGAUUUCCAUCGAAGAGUAGUUAUCAACAAUGGCUUCAGCUGACCAGGAAAAGCAAGCUCAAGCAAUGGAAAACUUAGAAGGAUUUCCGCCGCUUAGCCCUCUCUCACAAAUCAUGCACUCCUUGACCAUCAUCGUGGUCGCAGGAUUCGACGUGCCGUUCGACAAGUCUCAGACCGUGGAGCUGCUUAAAGCCAUGCACACCACGUCUGAUCCUCGUCUUUUCUCCGUCAUUGUAACGGACCGAAAGGGUGUUCAUCGGUGGAAGAAAGUUACUCAAGUAGCUUACGAAGACCACAUCUUCGUAGCUUCGUUUCCGGAAGGACUAUCCAUGGAGGACUACGACAAACAUUUCAAGGACUACUUGACCAAAGUAUCUGUGACUCCAUUCUCGGACAAUCUUCCCCCAUGGGAGGUCCAUGCGAUCAUGUAUCCAACCAGCAAUGGCGCAGGGUCUCUGGUGUUCAAGUUCAGUCACGCGCUGGGAGAUGGUUACUCGUCGUUGGGUUCGAUCAUGACGCUCUGCAGACGGGAGGACGACCCAUCGCUUCCCAUUACGUUCCCUUCUUCCACUUCCAAAGCAGGAAGGAAGAACAGCUGGUCAAGGAGUGCUUCGGUGUUGAUCUCCUGGUUCAUUAACACAGUACGAGAUUCUGCUGUGAGCACGUUGCAGGGGACGUUUCUGCGAGAUGAUAAGACGCCGAUCCGAUCGGGGACGCCGCCGGUAGGGCUCCAGCCCAUGGAAAUCUCACCUGUCUCAUUUUCUCUUGAUUGCAUCAAACGAAUUAGGUCCAAGCUUGGAGCAACUGUGAAUGAUGUGGUGAUUGGGAUAUUAUCAUACGCCAUACAACUGUACAUUCAAAGGAUGGAUUUUAUUUCUAGUGGGGCACGCGUAACGGCAUUGAUUCCUUUAAACAUGAGAAUGCUGAAUGGAUAUCAAGACAUUGGGGAUAUGUUGAAAGCUAAUUUAUGGGGAAAUCGAUUUGGUUUGUUGAGCAUAUCACUCCCUUCAUUCAGUGAUGAAGAAAAAGUUGAUCCCCUCCACUUCAUUACCAGCUCAAGGGACAACAUCAGAAAGAAGAAGAACUCCGCUGCUGUUCAUUUCUCCAGUGGAUUGCUUACAAUGCUCAACAACGUUCUGGGCCCAAAGGCUUUAGCUGGAUUUAUCAAAUCUAGUUUCAGAAACACAAGCACAACAAUCUCUACAGUGGUUGGUCCGACCCACAAAAUAUCACUUGAAAAUCAUCCAGUCAAAAGAUGCUACUUCACAGUGGUCGGUGCUCCUCAGGAUGUUGUGUUUACUAUAGCAAGUUACAUGGAAGAACUUUGCAUAGUUGCAACAGCGGAAAAGUCAUUUAUCGACUCUAAUGUGCUGAUUUCUUGCGUGAAAAAAGCCUUCGAGGACAUUUAUCAAGCAGCUUGUGGGAUUAAUAAAGUAGAGUUGAAGUGAAGAUUCGCUGUCUUUCUACAUGAAGUAUCUAUUUUGUUUGAGUGUGAUUUUUCUUUGUUAGCUUGUAAAAGGUUACUAAGUUAUUGUAUUAACCCCAAACUCAUGGUACUACAAUAUAAAUAAAGAGGAAAAAUGACUUCUUCUUCUUA